CGAAGCGUCAUCUUCAUCGAUCGAUAUGUGCGACACAUCAUCUCAUCGUCAUGUUGUUCCGUCUUGAAAAGUUCAAACCUUUUUGCAAAUCAGACAAAACCCAACAAUCUACGAAACAAUGUCCAAAACUUGUAAUUUUCAUAGCCUCAGAUCCAAUUCUCUGCCUCCGUUUCUCUCCUCCACCGGAAAUUCCCGUUUCCUCCGAGCUUACCCUGCUCUCAAUCUCCUAACGACUGCUUCGAAACCAUUCCACCGUUGCAUUCGCGCUUCUUCACGUCGCCGGGUAGUUCUCGGUGGUUUUGGCGGCGUUUCGUUGUGGAUGAACAACAACAUGUCCGGUACUUUUGGCGGUAAAUCUUUCAUUGCUUCCGCGAGGCAGACGAAUCCUUCUCCCGUCGAACAGGCGUUGAAUAAGGUGGAUUGGCCUGAGACUUUCCCAUUUAAAGAAGAAGAUUUCCAACGAUACGAUGAGUCAUCUGAUUCAACAUUCUAUGAAGCUCCAAGGUUUGUGACACACAUUGAUGAUCCAGCCAUAGCUGCAUUGACAAAGUAUUACUCCAAGGUUUUGCCUCAGAGCGAUACUCCUGGAGUGAGCAUACUUGAUAUGUGUAGCAGUUGGGUCAGCCAUUAUCCAGCAGGAUAUAAGCAAGAACGAAUAGUUGGGAUGGGUAUGAAUGAAGAAGAGCUUAAGCGCAAUCCGGUUCUCACAGAGUACAUAGUCCAAGACUUAAAUCUCAAUCCAAAGCUACCUUUUGAAGACAAUUCUUUCCAAGUUAUUACCAAUGUGGUAAGUGUGGAUUAUCUUACAAAGCCACUUGAAGUUUUUAGGGAAAUGAACAGAAUCCUCAAGCCCGGAGGACUAGCUCUAAUGAGCUUUUCAAACCGUUGCUUCUUUACUAAAGCAAUAUCGAUAUGGACAUCAACUGGUGACGCAGAUCAUGCCCUCAUUGUUGGAUCAUACUUUCACUACGCUGGAGGAUUCGAAUCUCCUCAGGCUGUUGAUAUAUCUCCAAAUCCAGGGCGUUCAGAUCCUAUGUACGUUGUUUACUCAAGAAAACUCCUGGUGGCUUAAUAACAUCCAGAUCCAAACACUUCAUGUAUACACAUAAUCUUUAGACCAAACUGAGAUAGAAACCGAGAAAAUUAAUGUUAUUGAAAACAACUUCAGAAAUCUUGUUUAUAGAAUGUGCCAUCUCUCAAGAUGUGGGAAA
Messenger RNA from Capsella rubella, 1211 nucleotides. RefSeq lists its product as uncharacterized. The transcript has 8 exons. The coding region runs from base 119 to 1072 and encodes 317 amino acids. The record is from RefSeq and is a predicted model, not a curated record. Gene Ontology annotation, molecular function: S-adenosylmethionine-dependent methyltransferase activity. Lineage: Eukaryota; Viridiplantae; Streptophyta; Magnoliopsida; Brassicales; Brassicaceae.